Messenger RNA from Drosophila serrata, 731 nucleotides. RefSeq lists its product as uncharacterized. Lineage: Eukaryota; Metazoa; Arthropoda; Insecta; Diptera; Drosophilidae. The record is from RefSeq and is a predicted model, not a curated record.
GUUUCAGUGUUCAAUGCAAUCAGCUCUCGUCAACACAGCACGCAAAAAAUGCAGUCCACUGUGAGAGUUCCCUUUGCGUUUUUCUGCAUUUUGGUGACUGGAAUUCUGGGUCAGGAUGUAAAGCCCGAGCUUCCAGAGUACUUGCCGCCACCCACCACCACGCAGGAGGUGAUCAUAGAGGUCCCGACGACUACAACAACAACAGAAAUUCCAACAACAAUUGCAAUUGAGGAAACUACCAUAAUUACGAAUGAGGAUGUCACAACUGUGCCAACAGAGGAACUUACAACAAUGCCAACAACUCCAACAGAACCUACAACUACAACUUCAACAACAACAACAACUAUACCUACGGAUGUUCCAACAACAAUUGCAAUCGAUGAGACUACUGUCUUACCAACAACUUCAACUACAGAACCCAUCACUACAAUUUCAACAACAACUACCCAAAGCGAACCUAUAUAUCCCACCUACUCACCACCCUCCAUACCGCCUUAUCUGCGACCUACGACCUCGAGACGUCCUUUUUACACCACUAAGAAUCCUUGGAGUUGGGAUGAACCCGCAGAACGGUGCUAUCUGAAGGAGCAGCCUGAGUAUAUAACAAACUGUUGGGGCUUUGGCUGGGAGUCGUUCACUUGUUAUCGCUGCUGUUAUUACCCGAACAGUAAUUUUGCCGGAUGCAGUAGACUCCAUCGGGGGCGUUGUGGGUGGUUUUACUAAGGGAAAGU